CGUCGCCCUUUCCUUCUCUCGCCAUCGCCCACACGACGCUUUGGUCGGUCACUCUUCUUUCUGAUACCUUGACCUUGACCAUCGUCUCUUUGGUCACUACUCAUUCAUCGUAACCAUCGUUUUCUGUACAUCAGUACUUUACUUGUUCAGCAUUCGUUCGUCAUGUCUCACCACUCACCCCAGUCCUCCAACAGCGUUGGCCCGGCUUCCAGCCCCUAUACUGGCACUGACCCUACCUUGUACUCGCCAGAGCUUGCUCGCUACAUUCGUUCGACUGGCUUCCACCACCGCAACAAUCUCAGCCAGGUCACUGUCACUGACAACGGCAAGCCCUCGCUUCAUACAGCUGUUUCUCCCAAGUACAAGGGCGUUCUCCCAUUCCCUGCUCCUUACUACCAGGGACUAUUUGCCAACGAGAUCUCCGAGGACGACAAGGCAUUCAUCUCCCGCUUCCAGUUCAUCUCACAGCUUCCAGAUGGCACCAACCCAGGUGUCGACUCUGAGCAUGAGCUGUUCAGCAUUCAGCAUCAGAUGAAGCUUUACCAGUGCUUUUCAAGCUGCGUUCCUGUCUACACCCGCGGCGUUCACCUGCGCUACGAUGAUCUUCGCGAAGCUGCAGAAGCCAAGGACGUACUUGCUCAGCAUGGCUUUGUCGUUGAUUGGAUUACUGGCUACGAGUUUGCGCUUGCCAAGUCUCAGGAUACUGCCCAGCUCAAUGAGUUCGAAGGCCAGGUCAAGAUUCCCAUUCUUGUUCAGCCUUUCCCUGAACAGGCCGCCUUCGAGUUCACCAAUGCCGAUCUUGCCGAAAUCGCCGAGGCCGUCGAGCUUACUGCUAGCGUGUUCGGUAUUGUGCGCAACUGCGUUCAUGUCGAGACUCUCGAUGUCAAGAUGACUCUGGUCUUUCGCGUUGAGUUCCACUCAGUCGAUGCUGCCACUCGUGCUGUGCAGAGCUUGACUCUCGAUUCGGUCUGGGGUAUCAACAACACUAAAACCUUCCGGUGGGCCAUCACCGAGCCUGCUCCUUGGUCUGGUGAGCGAGCCGUCAACUCUCCCCACCGCACCAAACCUCGCGUUGACGAUCAGGGCCGCUUUGUUGGGUAUCGUCCUGCCGUUGGCCCUUUCAACGGCCCAUAUCAGCGUCACCCUGCUGAUCAGCACAACCGCGUCCGCCGUGAGCGCAUUCUUGAUGGCAGCGAUGUCCGCACCACUAUCAUGCUGCGUAAUAUCCCCAACAAGAUGGACUGGAUGUCACUCAAGACCAUUCUGGAUGAGGUCUGCUUUGGCACUUACGACUUCCUCUACCUCCGCAUUGACUUCAAGUCUGGCUGCAACGUAGGCUAUGCCUUCAUCAACUUUGCCGACGUCGGUGGCAUGAUUGCUCUCAUCGACCGCAUCGAGCGUCGUUGCUGGACUGCUUAUCGCUCAUCCAAGGCCGCCGAGAUUUCGUAUGCCACAAUUCAGGGUCGUGAAGCCUUGGUGCAGAAGUUCCGGAAUUCUUCUGUCAUGCAAGAGACACCAUUCUGUCGCCCUCGUCUCUUUCUCACCUAUCUUGAUGCCGAUGUCUCCGAUAAACUUCGCUCCACCGGCACUGAGCAGGCCUUCCCACGUCCCGACAACCUGUCUAAGCUUCAGCGUUCGAUGGAUAGCGCUCGUAGCGUUGGUCUCUACCCCCCUCAUGGAUUCUCUGCUAUCACAGAGCACCGCAACCGUACCAGCGCUUACGACCGUGGAACCCCUCGGGACAUGAUCCAGGCUGCCAUGAGCUUCGCCCGCCAGCGUGCUGCUCCCACCCCGCUUGCAGCACUCACUGAUUUGCAGAAGCGCGACGUCGAGGUCUGGUACUCCUACAAUUAUGGUCAGGGCCAGGUUGGAUACAUCCCCUUCAACUACAUUCCCAUGACCCAUGUCGCUCAGUAUCUUGCUGACCAACAGUCUUCUCCCAACUCGAUCGCGGUCAGCCACCCUGGUGUCAUUGGUGCCCCAGUCGUCCAUGAUCCCUACAAGCGCGACCACAUUGGCACUACCGUUACCACUCCGACUCGCCGCCCUCGUGUCAAUGGUAGUCCUUCGUACAUUCGCUCAGAGCGCCGCGAGCAGGUUAAUGGCGACUUUGCCUAGAUGCCUUGUGGGAAGAGGCCACCUCAACUGCCUUCACUGUUACAAUCUGUUUCCGCCUGCGUCUCUGAUGAGAACAAUUCAAUUCAACUUCUUCAAUUAUGGGUAACGAUACAGCAGAGGUGUUGUAUCCUCUUGGUUUUACUUCGAUUCGAUCUGGUUGUCAAUAGGAUGAUGGGUGUGGAUACAAUCUCUGUGUCAGAUCAUGUAGUUCAGACUCCGUUCCCAUAGCAUAAAAGCCGUGCUUGACCUCAUUCUCCUUAUGUGCAUUGCG
This is a messenger RNA of Boeremia exigua, 2389 nucleotides long. RefSeq names its product RNA recognition motif 2-domain-containing protein. NCBI's taxonomy places the organism in Eukaryota, Fungi, Ascomycota, Dothideomycetes, Pleosporales, Didymellaceae. Gene Ontology annotation, molecular function: RNA binding. The coding region runs from base 163 to 2118 and encodes 651 amino acids. The record is from RefSeq and is a predicted model, not a curated record. The transcript has 4 exons.